Chelonia mydas (Green sea turtle) is the source of this 6961-nucleotide messenger RNA. RefSeq names its product immunoglobulin superfamily member 8 (gene IGSF8). The transcript is spliced from 7 exons. Bases 411 to 2249 code for a protein of 612 amino acids. The record is from RefSeq and is a predicted model, not a curated record. NCBI's taxonomy places the organism in Eukaryota, Metazoa, Chordata, Testudines, Cheloniidae.
GCUCCACAAGGACCCCUUACCACACCCAGCACUGACAUGCAGCCGCCUCUGGGGUGGGACACGUACAACAGCUGCACACGGACGCUCAGCGCAACCCCCACCCCUCCCACGGGGAGGCCGCAGCGGAGACGCAGGAAAUUGAGGGGGGGCUUUCCGCCCCGACUGUAGCCCUGAGCCCAGGCGCGGGACGUGGCGGCGCGCAGGCUGCGGCGGGGGCCGGGCCGGGGGAUCGAUCCGGGCUGCCCAGCGGCUGUUCCCAGCUCGGCGAGCCGCGCUGCGCGCCCGCUGCAAUCGGGCGGGGCCGGGGGAGGCCGAACGGGACCGAGGCGGCGCAGGGGGCCGCGGGCUGUCUGGCCUCGGGCGGCGCGUCCCCGGCGAAGGCUCCUAGCCCCCGGCCGGUGCUCGCCACCAUGGGAGCCAUGAGGGAGCCGCUGCGCCGGGGCGUGCUGGGCUCCUUGCUGCUGCUGCUGGGGCUGUGUGGGGCGCGGGAGGUGCACCUGCCCCCAGGGCCCCUGUUCCGCGUGGAGGGCACGGCCAUCUCCAUCCCCUGCAGCGUCUCGGAGUAUGAGGGCCCCACGCUGCAGCACUUCGAGUGGUUCCUGUACCGCCCGACGGCCCCCGAGAUCUCCAUCGGCAUAGUCAGCACCAGGGACCCCGCCUUCCCCUACGCCGUCUUCAGCCCCCGCGUGCAGAGCGGCGAGGUCUCGGUGCAGCGGCUGCGUGGCGACGCUGUCGAGCUGCGCGUGGCCCGGCUGCGGGCCGAGGACGCCGGCGUCUACGAGUGCUACACGCCCACCACCGACUCCAUGUACCAUGGCAACUACAGCAGCAAGGUGGUGCUGAAAGUGAUCCCUGACAUGCUCUGGGUCUCGGCCCCCACACCCAGGCCCCAUCUCCGAGGCCGCAUGGCUGGCACCUCCCCGCUGCAGCUCAGCUUGUCGGAGGGCCAGGAGCUGCAGCUGAGCUGCACGGCCCAGAGCCAGACGCAGCAGCACACCCAUCUCUCCGUCUCCUUCGGGGUGUCGGCCCCAGAUGCCCCCGUGGGGCGCCAGACGCUGCAGGAGGUGGUCGGGGUGCGCCACGACUUCGCCGUGGAAGCUGGCGGGAGCUUUGCUGAGCGGUACCGGGCUGGGAAGCUCUCCGUGGUCAAGGCAGGCAGUGAGCAGUACAAGCUGGCGAUCGGGCAGGUGCGCCCGGGGGACGCGGGCACCUACCACUGCACAGUAGGUGAAUGGAUCCAGGACCCCGACGGCAGCUGGCAGCUGAUUGCCGAGAAGCGGGCAGCGCUGGCCCAGGUGACUGUCCAGUCCAUCGCGAGCCAGCUGGCGGUGUCGGCCAGCCCGCCCGGGGUCCGGCUCAGCGCUGGAGACGCCCUGGAGCUUCUUUGCAACCUAUCAGGCCCCGUGCCGCCUGCGCCCCACCUGGCAUACGCCGUGAGCUGGGAGGUGGGCGAGGGGGACAGGCUGCUGGUGGCGCAGCUGGACACGGACGGGGUGGCCGUCGCUGGGGAGAGCUAUGCCAACAGCCAAGUGGGCCGGCGCCAAGUCUCGCUGCAGAAGCUGACACCUGACCCCGGCUCCUACCGGCUGCGGAUCGAGUCAGCCCAGCCAGGGGACGCGGGCACCUACCGCUGCGUGGCCCGGGCCUACAUUCGCUCCCCUGAUGCCCAGCUGCGGGAGGUGGCCAGCAGCCGCUCGCAGGGGUUGAAGGUGCACAUGAAAUCAGAAGCUGUGGUGCUGGAGGUCUACGCGUGGCUGCCCGUCCCCGCCACCUACCGCGGGGACACGGCCGAGCUGCUGUGCAACAUCUCAGUGGAGUCGACCCAGGCCGUCCACGUGGCCGUCAGCUGGUGGGUGGAGGUGACGGUGGGGGAGGAGGAGCCCCAGGGCCGGAUGGUGGCGUCUGUGAGCCGCGAGGGCGUGGCCGAGCUGGGCAGGCGGGCGUCAGGCGGGGACAUGAGUCUGGACAAGGUGGGGCCGCAGUGCCACCGGCUGCGGCUCCACGGGGUGCAGCCGUCCGACGAGGGGAGGUACCACUGCGCCGUCACCUCCUGGGUGCGCUACCCUGACCGCAGCUGGUACAACGCCGGGGCUGUGAAGUCCAACUCCGUCGCCGUGUAUCCCUACGCCCGGGUCAUGGACACCCUGUUCAUCCCCCUCAUCGUGGGCAUCGCCAGUGCCCUCUUCACGGGCAUCACCAUCCUCGCCACCAUCACCUGCUGCUUUAUGAGGCGGCUCCGCAAGAGGUGAAGCACGCGAGAGACCGGCCCCAGGGCACUGCAGGUGCCUGCUCCAUCUCGCUCUCCUGUCAGCCUUCACUCAGGCCACUGGGCUCCCUUCUUUUCCCCCCACUUGUGACUUCUGACUUCUUACCUCCAUGGACCGGCUUGGGCAGCUUCUCAGCUCCUCGGACUGCAUGCUGGCUUCCUCCUUCAUUUGAGUCAUUCCAUUUUUUUUUUUUUUUUUCUAAACUCAACCCAGAUCCAGGCAAGCCCCUGGCAAGAGAUGGGAGAGACCCUGGGUCCUGCAUCGGGGCCAAACUUUGCCCUCCCAAGAAGCUGAUGCAUCCAUCUGAGACAUCCAGACUGGAGACGUCCCUACCCGGAGGACAUGAGGGGCAGCGGCACUGCCUCAUCUGCUCCUGGACUCGCUGCUUCCCUGAUCCUUCCCUACCCGGCCUCUGUGACCUUUGGUGGGAGUGUGGGGGCUGCUUUUCCCUCUGCUGCUGGUGCUACUGGAGACUCUAUAUCCUCCACCCCCUCUGUCCGUAACUCUUGUCUCCCCUCCCCUCCCCUCUCAUGUGUUGGGCUGUCCUGUGGAUCUAGACAUGUGUGGACUCUGCCCCUGCCAUGUGCGCAGGGAAAGGGUGUAUCAUUCCCUAGGGGAGGGGGCCAGUGGCUCUGUGCUCUGGGGAACCUGAGACUUGAUCUACUGGAGACCUCAGAGUCAGUAAUGUGCUUGUAGCCUACAACGUGGACAACAGUCUACUACUGUUGCCAGCUGAGGGAACUCCUCUAGUCGGAGCAGUAGAGCCUUGUGCUUUAGAGCUGAAGGUCCUGGGUGCAAACCAAGCUGAUGACCUAUGCUCGGGUCAUGGUUAUGUGACCUCAGGUGACCUGAGAGGGGAGAGGCGUCUGCCUUCGUGUAAGAGAAGAGAGGGACUCUAAUGCCAAAGGACUGAGGGCUCCAGCCUUCCUUGGUCCCCCCCUCCCCCCCACUUUGAGGUUUUAAUUGCACCCCAGCUCUGCCUUCAGGAAUAGCCGAGCGGCCUCUCCCUGCCACUCCGUGGCUGGAAACACUCAGUACCAGUGGUUGGGCCUGCCCCCAGAGCAGUCCCUUUGCAGCCAACAGGUCUGAUCCUGGUAUAUCCCUCAUGCUCACUGCACCUGUGCUCUCAGGCUGAUCUGAUAGCAUUUUACACUGACUGUGAGAAAUCCUGGCCCCACUGAAGUCAAUGGAAAACCCCCCAUGAUCUGCAGUGGAGCCAGGAUUCCAGCUGUGGUGUAAACGGCAGAAUCCAGCUCAUGUAUUUCUCUUAAAGGGACACAUGCAUCAGUGGCCAUGGAGUUUGCGUUUGUUAAAUAGAUCCUAAAAUCUGAUAUCUGUGGAGAGGGGCUAAAACAAUUGGUGGCAGGUUUUUAAUGAAACCUUCCCCCAGGUCCCUGCAAGAGUGAAAGUGCCCAGGCUGGCAAGAGACAUGCCAAACGAAGGCAUUGGGCAGAGGGUGAGAACCGCUGCUGGCGUUGCUUGCCCUUUAUUCUUCUGGGUGCUGGGGAGUCGCCUAGAAUGCCAGGCUUUAGAAAAGAACGGUUGGUUUUGAUGUUGUGAUUUUAAUGUAACAGGCAUACGACAGCCAGGAUUUUCCAAAGCUGCCUGGAAUGUCGCUGUUAAAACCAGGGCAAUCGGCCGUACACAUUGCUGACACGGUUAAGAAAAACCUCUACCCACGUAACAGUCGUUCUGUGACUGGUCUUGGCACAAUGGGGUGUUCCCCAAAAUUACCCUAUCAGACGAGCACAGUAUAGCAUGUGUUGGAAAAUAACACGUUUAUACAGAUAAGCACUAAAUAGAGACAACCACUGUACAUAGAUGUAUAAAUUAUUAGUCUCUUUUUAGAGAUAUAGGAUCAGAUCCUUAUCUGGUGUAAAUCAACAUAGCUCCUUCAACAGGACGCCACUCAGCAGGAUCAAAUCCUUGCUGUAAGGGCCCGAGCCAUCUGGCCCUGAUGCAGCAAAGCCCUCGAAAUCAGCCACUUGUUCCAUUGAAGUAACUGGGAGUGCUCCCGUGUUUACAGGUAAACACACGCUUUGCUGAAUGAGGGUGUCUAACCCCAGCAGAGGAUCUGAUCCUGUCUAUCCACAGCGCUAUACAGAGAUCUAGAUAGAUUUAGUAAUGACGGUGUGGUGUAAAAUCACUAGAGAUCAUCCCAAACCUUUGUAAGCAUUUUAUGUUGCAUAUUAGAGAGGGAAGCCGUUUUCCGGAACUCAGGGUCGAUGUGGAAUGUUUCUAGAAAGUCCAUUUUAUAAACAUUUCCAUUUUGGCUCACUUGCUAAAUUGGGUAGUAACUGUGGUGUUGCUGGGGGGCAUGGGAGGGGUUAAUGCCUGGUUGUUGGGUUGUUUUUUUUUCUCACUCUGGAGAGCACAGCUCAGAUUUGGUUUAAGUCACAAAGCCGCACGCAAUUCAGCUUGACUGACUGUUCAAGGGAGCCUAGGGAGGGGUUAACGGGUCGGGAUUCACCUGUGUGAACCCCAGAGUCUUGCCAGGCCUCUUGCCUUCAGGUUUAGUGACUGAUGAUUCCUGCAGACCCCAAGUCUCUCCUGUGGAUCUAAUCCGUUGCCAUGGAAAUCCUGGCCCAUGUUGGGAGCAGGGGUGGGGGAGUUGGACUCAUUUUUCAUUAACGUGAUGUGGUGUCACAAGGAGGUUCCCGUCCUAGCAAAGAGCAUUUCCUUGUAUUGUUCCCCAGGGCCUGUCUAUAACUCCACAGCGCUGCACAAUGGCCUUUUACAGUCACUGCCUGGGCUUCUGGGCACAGGGCUGGAAUAGAUGGGGCAGUGGAGGGAAACCCCGUGUGGGGAAGCUAGGGCCCCCAUGAUAGGGUUGCCUAAACAUACAAACCCAAACACCCUUGCCCCACCUCUUCUCCGAGGCCCCACCCUGCUCACUCCAUCCCCCCUCCCUCUGUCACUUGCUCACUCCCUUUCACCGGGCUGGGGCACGGGGUUGGGGUGCAGGCUCUGGACUGGGGCCAAGCGAUUUAGAGUGUGAGAGGGGGCUCCAAAUUGAGCCUGGGGCAGGGGGUUGGGGUGCAAGCUCUGGGAGGGAGUUUGGGUGUUGGGGCGGCUCCGGGCUAGGGCACGGUGUUGGGGUGCAGGAGGGGGCUCCAGGCUGGGGGAGAGGGUUGGGGUGCACGAGGGGGUGAGGGGUGUGGGCUCCAGACAGCUGGCGCUUACCCUGGGUGGCAUCACAGCGGGGCUAAGGCAGGCUCCCUGCCUGCCCUGGCCCUGCACCACUCCCAGAAGCAGCCAGCCUAGCCUGGUGAAAUGGAUCUGAACCCAGAGGUUUCACUCGCUGCCCAAAGUCACUUGCAAUUUCCUGGUUUAAUGAGGCUUCCUGUAAACUCCCGGGGAUGGAGAAUCUGAAGGAGGGCACUUUUUUGAGUGGUUAAAGCCGGAGAUUCCUGGGUUUUAUUUCAGUCACCACCACUGCCUCACGGAGUGGCCUGGGGCGAGUGUCAGAAAAGCCCCGUGUCUGUGUUUUCCCCCAUGGUCAUUGUACGAUGGGCUGAUCAGAACCUGGGAGGGGGAUUGUGGGAGCUAUCAGCAUCUGUGCUCUGGGCUGCAUCAGCGUAAGGCAUCGCAGCAAUUUGAGCCCCUCUGCCUGGCUGCACUGGGGCAGUUUUCAGGUGCUGUAGAAAGCCCAUCUUGGUGAAGUUCCCUAGCCCGUCUCCCCUGCCCCACCCUCCUCAGGACCCUGGCGGGGCUCAUCCUAGUUGUUGCCCUUGGAAAGGACCACGGUACCCCUCUGUUUGCUCCCAACCACAGGCAGAAAGGUGUCUCAGGACAGACCUUUAAACCCCCCCCCCCCCCCCCCACACACACACACAUCCCCCCACCCCCAUGGGCCUGAGGAUUUUGUCUCCCUCUGUAGAUUGGAUACCUGACCUGGCAUGGUAGCACAAUCAGGCCCAUCUGGGCUGUGAUCCAUGUGCCUGUGUGGAGUCCCAUAGUGGCAGUUUGCCCAUGUGGCUCUGAUGGCAGGAUCAGGGCCAUGGUAUGGAGGGUUUUGAAUCCCCCACCCCCACGCCGUUUGCUGGGGAGGCAGGUUCAGCUUCAAGCCUGAUCAUGCAGCAGUUGGUAACGUGAUGUGGUGUCACAAGGAGGCUCCCGUCCUAGCAAAGAGCAUUUCCUUGUAUUGUUCCCCAGGGCCUGCCUCUGACUCCACAGCGCUGCACAAUGGCCUUUUAUAGUCGCUGCCUGGGCUUCUGGGCGCAGGGCUGGAAUAGAUGGGGCAGGUAAACAGUGAAACUGUCUUCGGGGAGCAGCCCAGGGUCCAGCCAAAAUCUGCCAGCAGAGCUUCAGAGUGGGAAAACUUGAGAGGGAAAUCCUAUAUCGCAAACGGCUGGCUUUGCCAGGGCUGUGGGCGAAGCCUCACCUGUUGGAAAUGGCAAGACUUUAACCAUCCAAACAGCAAUGUCACCGCGCAGGCAGGUUGCGUCCUGCUUGAUACUCCCCUUUCCCUCCCAGCUGUGAAACAGGCAGGCCAAUUUCAUCUGGGGUGCUAAUCCCUUUCCCUUUCCGGUUGUCCCUGGUGCAGCUUUGGGUUGCCAGGGCACUCGGUGUGGGGGGAGCAGAACUGCUAAUCAGUCAGAGGUGAAUUGCAUUCCAUUCCCCACAAAUCAGAAGAUUGGCUUAAAAAUCAUGACAUUUUAAAAAUAACAAAACAAUACAUUUCGGUUCUUUCU